Tachysurus fulvidraco (yellow catfish) is the source of this 2269-nucleotide messenger RNA. RefSeq names its product ataxin 7 like 3a (gene atxn7l3a). Gene Ontology annotation, cellular component: SAGA complex; DUBm complex. The transcript has 13 exons. The coding region runs from base 243 to 1412 and encodes 389 amino acids. Lineage: Eukaryota; Metazoa; Chordata; Actinopteri; Siluriformes; Bagridae. Gene Ontology annotation, biological process: positive regulation of DNA-templated transcription; regulation of transcription by RNA polymerase II. Gene Ontology annotation, molecular function: transcription coactivator activity. The record is from RefSeq and is a predicted model, not a curated record.
GUCAAAAUGGCUGCACUUUAUUAUUAUCAUCCUCCCAUGUUUAAAUAUUCAGCGGCUUUUUCAUCCAUAUAGUAGAUAUUUCUGUAGAAAUAUAUACUUAGUAAACUAUCACUGUAUUUAUUGUAGCCUGCUGAGGUGUUUUAAAAACCUGCUUGAAGGACCGGUGCUGAAGUUGAUGUGUGGCUAUCCACCUGCUGUUUAACCUAUUAACUAUGCCAGUCGUCCUACAAUAGCCGUUGCAAAUGAAAAUGGAUGAUAUGUCACUGUCAGGCCUGGAUAACACCAAGCUAGAGGCCUUGGCUCAUGACAUCUACUCAGACUUGGUGGAAGAUGCAUGUUUGGGGCUUUGCUUCGAAGUGCACCGAGCCGUCAAGCAAGGCUACUUUUUCCUGGAUGAAACAGACCAAGAAAGCAUGAAGGAUUUUGAAAUCGUGGACCAGCCAGGAGUAGACAUAUUCGGGCAAGUGUACAACCAGUGGAAGAAUAAGGAGUGUGUGUGUCCCAACUGUAACAGGAGCAUAGCAGCCUCGCGAUUCGCCCCUCACCUGGAGAAAUGCUUGGGAAUGGGGCGCAACAGCAGCCGCAUCGCCAACCGCAGGAUAGCCAACAGCAACAACACCAGCAAGUCAGAAAGUGACCAAGAGGACAAUGAUGACGUCAAUGACAACGACUGGUCAUAUGGUUCAGAAAAGAAACCAAAGAAGAGGAAGUCAGACAAGAAUCCAAAUUCCCCCAGAAGGUCCAAGUCUCUGAAGCAUAAAAAUGGAGAACUCAGCGGUACCGUAAAUCCUGACCAUUACAAGUACAACUUCAAUUCUGGGAUCAGUUAUGAGACUUUGGGGCCAGAAGAUCUCAGAUUUCUUCUGACUACGCAAUGUGGGGUGGUAUCAGAGCACACGAAAAAGAUGUGCACACGGUCCCAGCGCUGUCCCCAGCACACGGACGAGCAGAGGAGGGCAGUCAGAGUUUUCCUCCUGGGGCCGUCCGCGUCCACACUGCCAGACCCUGAGUCGGUGCUGGAAAAUGAUGGGUAUGACACUCCUGAUGGACAGCUCAUCAUGUCCCGCCUCCAAUGGGAUGGCUCAUCUGACAUUUCACCUUCAGACUCUGCCUCCUCCAAAGCCAGUACCAAUAACUCAGAUUCUAAAAGACCUAAGAAAAAGAAGAAGCCUAGCUCUCUACUCGUGAGUAGUGCUGGAGUGUGUGAGAGGGAAAAAGGAGGAGAACGAGAGAGAGGAGGAGGAACAGCAGGAGGUGGAGGAGGGAACAGCAGCAGCAGUGUGAUUGGAAUGGGUGGAGCGGGCACAAGCAGUAGUGGCAACUCCCAGAGUGCACUUGCCUUGUCAAAUCGGAAGAAGAGACCAAGACCCCCACCUCCACCAGCCCCAAAUAUUUACGAUGACCUGAACUAAAAGAAAACACAAAAAAAAACUUUACCAUGAUCAUUAUACUGAUUUUUAUUUUAUUAUAACUUAUUUCAGAGCAGGAUGUUUUUUUUUUGUCAACUUUGGGUUUAAGCUGAAUUGUGAUUGGUAUAAAUUUGCUAUAGCAUCAUCUAUACAUCAUCUACAUCUAUAAUACUGUGAUGUGUGUGUGUAGUAGAUGCUUUUGAAUAAUGGUUAUGUUUCAAAACACAAACAAUGAUUUUGCCGCAUCGAGGUUUCAGAACAGUUACUGCUUCCUGCUAAAUAAUGCUCUUUUGAUAAUCACUGUUGAAGCUUCGGGCCAAAUUAUGCUAUUUCAAUCAACACACUUAUUUUCCACUGCCUCCUGGUAAAAUAUUUUUCAGUACAUGUUGCACUAUUUAUUUACAGUGUAUAAUUUAGUCUGUCAUUGUUCCUUGUGUGGUCUACAUGUGCGCUUCUGUCUCUGCAUGUUGUGUUUUUUUGGAUCUUGAGAGCACUUGUUACGUCCUGAUUUAUUUUACACUGAACUGAACUGCUAAGAAAUAAGCACUUAUUCUCGAGUAACGAAAGAUGCACUUAUCUUAUUUACUGUUAAAUACAGUAAAUAAGGACUUAUUGCUUUUUAAAGUGGAUUUAUUUUGUCAUCUUUUAUUUUUGUAAUUUGUGCAGAUUUAAAGCCUUUGCAAAAUGUUUCUGUGUCGGAGGGAAAAAAGAUGCCACUAUUACUAUUACUGUACAUAGGAAGUUGUGCUGUGUGUAUAGAUAUGUUGUAAUUUUAGUGCUGGCAUCAGCACUCUUUGCUGAACAUCAUGUGGUAUUGUGAUUAAAGCCUGGUGUGUCUCAGGACCACUUCUCACCUAGAA